This is a messenger RNA of Cynocephalus volans (Philippine flying lemur), 4455 nucleotides long. RefSeq names its product pregnancy zone protein-like. The record is from RefSeq and is a predicted model, not a curated record. NCBI's taxonomy places the organism in Eukaryota, Metazoa, Chordata, Mammalia, Dermoptera, Cynocephalidae. Gene Ontology annotation, molecular function: endopeptidase inhibitor activity; protease binding. The transcript has 36 exons. Gene Ontology annotation, cellular component: extracellular region.
AUGAGGGGAAGAAAUCAGCUGCCCAAGCCAGUCUUGAUUCUACUUUUCCUGCUCCUUCCCAGAGAUGCUUCAGCUACUGCAAAACCGCAGUACGUGGUGCUGGUCCCAUCACAGCUCUACACUGGGGUUACUGAAAAGGCCUGUGUCAUCCUUAAUCACAUGAAUGAGACGGUGACACUGACCGUGACUCUGGAGUGUGAAAUGGUGACCAAAACCCUCUUCUCAGACCGGGUGACGCAGAGGAACUCCUUCUACUGCAGCUCCUUUACUAUUCCAGAGUUGCCUUCUUCCUCGGCAUUCAUUACUGUGCAGGUAAAGGGACCAACCCAAGAUUUCAUAAAGAGGAAAAUAAUGCACGUAAUAAAAGCAGAGAGCCUAAUCUUUCUCCAGACAGACAAACCCAUCUACAAACCAGGUCAAACAGUGAGAAUCCGCAUUGUCUCUGUGGAUAUGAAUUUUCACCCUUUGGAUGAAACGUUCCCGGUUGUUUACGUUGAGAAUCCCAAGAAGAACAGAAUUUUCCAACAGCAAAGUCUCAAGUUGCAAGGGGGACUCAGCCAGCUCUCUUUCCCACUGUCAGUGGAGCCCAUUCUGGGUCACUACAAGGUCAUACUGCAUAAGGAGCCAGGGAAAAAAAUAACACAAUCCUUUGAAGUGAAUGAAUAUGUUUUGCCCAAAUUUGAGGUCCAAGUAAAAAUGCCCAAGACUAUUGGUUUUUUAGAAGAAGAAUUUAUGGUGUCUGCCUGUGGCUUGUACACAUAUGGAAAGCCUGUCCCUGGUCUGGUGACAAUUAAUAUAUGCAGAAAAUAUUCACAGUACCGGUCCCUCUGCCAUGACAAACAUUCACAAAGUAUCUGUGAGGAGUUCAGUCAACAGGCAGACAAUAAAGGAUGCUUCACGAAACUCGUAAAAACUAAAAUAUUUCAGCUGAGGCAAAAAGGGCAUGACAUGACAAUACAGGUGGAAGCCAAGGUCAAAGAAGAGGGAACAGGGUUGGAAUUAACUGGACAUGGAUUGUGUGAAAUCACGAAUAUCUUAAGCAAACUGAAAUUUACUAAAGUAGAUUCAUAUUACAGACGUGGACUCCCUUUUUUCGGGCAGGUUCUUCUAGUUGAUGAAAAGGAUCAGCCAAUCCCCAACAAAAAUAUACUUGUGGCUGUGGAUGCAGUAUACAUUUCCAGUUUCACUACUAAUAAGCAUGGCUUGGCUAACAUUUUUAUUGAUACUACCAACUUAACAUCUUAUUUCAUUACUGUUACGGUCACUUACAAACAAAAUCAACACUGUUUUGAUAACUGGUGGCUCGAUGAAUUUCAUACACAAGCACAUCACACUGCAUAUCAUGUUUUUUCCCCAAGCAAAAGUUACAUUCACCUUGUACCUGUUGUUGGUACUUUGACCUGUGGGCAAACCCAGGAGAUCCGGGUACAAUACAUGCUGAAUGGACAGAUUCUGAAGGAUGAAAAAGAGUUAACCUUCUAUUAUUUGAUCAAAGCAAGAGGAAGCAUCUCCAAAUCAGGAAUCCAUGUGUUGUCUAUUAAACAAGGACCUGUGAAAGGGACAUUUUCCUUCUCUUUUCAAGUGGAAUCAGAUAUUGCUCCUACUGCUCAUUUGUUUGUUUAUACUGUUUUACCUGAUGGAGAAAUUGUUGUAGACACUGACAAACUCGAGAUUGAAAACUGUUUUGCCAACAAGGUCAGUUUGAGUUUCUCCCCAGCCCGGGGCCUGCCAGCCUCCGACUCCCGCCUGGCGGUCGCCGCCACUCCUGUCUCCGUCUGCGCCCUCCGUGCAGUCGACCCGAGUGUGCUGCUCAUGAAGCCUGAAGCGGAGCUCUCACCUCAGUCAGUCUAUCACUCGCUACCACCAGAGGAUAUUCUUUAUGAUCGGUUUGGACAUCCAGAGAGUACUGAUUUUGAAGAAUGCAUCAACGCAGGAGACAUAACCCACAAUGGAAUCAUUUACACACCAAAGCAGGCCCUGGGUGAUGAAGAUGUUCACGGUAUCUUCCAGUCUGCAGGAUUAAGCAUACUUACCAACUCAAAAAUUCGUAAGCCACAUUUUUGUCAACCACCUCUCUCGUAUGCGCCUAUGGCCUAUGUUACAGCUCCACAAGGUGUUUUACUUGGAUCCCCUGGGGUCCAUGGAGUCACUGCUGCUGCAGGAGUGGCUUACAACCCAAGAGAAGAAGUUCAGACUCUGCAAGUGAAAGAGACAGUCCGGAAGUAUUUUCCUGAGACCUGGAUCUGGGACUUGGUGGUACUUAAUUCAACAGGUGGAAGUGAGUUGGCAGUGAAGGUCCCUGACACCAUCACAGAGUGGAAGGCCAGUGCACUCUGCCUGUCUGGAACCACAGGGCUGGGCCUUUCCCCCAUCAUCUCUUUUCAAGCCUUCCAGCCCUUCUUCCUAGAACUCACCCUCCCAUAUGCUGUGGUGAGAGGAGAAACCUUCAUACUCAAAGCCACUGUGUUCAACUAUUUGUCCUACUGCAUUCAGGUCAGUGUGCAGCUGGCGGUCUCUUCUGCGUUCCUGGCUGUCCCAGCAGAGAUGAAUGAAGAAUCUCACUGUGUCUGUGAAAACAGGCAGAAAACUGUGUCCUGGGUUGUGACUCCAAAGUCACUGGGAAAGGUGAAUUUCACAGCUACUGUGGAAGCCCUGCCAUCUCAGAAACUGUGCAGCAAUGAGGUGCCUAAAGUCCAAAUACCUGAACUGAAGGACACUGUAGUCAAGCCAUUAAUAGUUGAGGUAUAAGGAAUAGAAAAGGAGGAAACUUUCAAUACACUGCUCUGUGCAUCAGAUACUGGAGUACCUGAAAACUUGUCACUGAAAGUUCCCUCAAAUGUGGUUGAAGGAUCUGCCAGGGCAACAUAUUCAGUGUUGGGUGAUAUACUAGGCUCUGCAAUGCAAAACCUUCAGAAUCUUCUCCGGAUGCCCUACGGUUGUGGAGAACAGAAUAUGGUUCUUUUUGUCCCUAACAUCUAUGUUCUGAACUAUCUGAAUGAGACACGGCAGCUGACAGAAAAGAUCAAGUCCAAAGCCAUCAGCCACCUCAUCAGUGGGUACCAAAGGCAAUUGAAUUACAAGCACAGUGAUGGUUCAUACAGCACCUUUGGGGAUCAUGAUGGUAAAAGUCAUGGAAACACUUGGCUCACUGCCUUUGUGCUCAAGUCCUUUGCUCAAGCCCAAUCAUACAUCUUCGUGGAGAGCUCACACAUCAUGAAUGCCUUCACCUGGCUCUCACGGAAACAAAAGGAAAAUGGGUGUUUCCAACGCGCUGGAUCACUGCUAAACAAUGCUAUUAAGGGUGGAGUGGACGAUGAAGUGACACUCUCUGCGUACGUCACCAUUGCUCUGCUGGAGAUGCCAUUGCCUGUCACACACAAUGUUGUUCGCAAUGCUCUGUUCUGCCUGGAAAUGGCCUGGAGCUCAACCUCGGAGGCCCAAGGAAGUCUUGUCUAUACCAAGGCAUUAUUGGCCUAUGCCUUCGCCCUAGCAGGAAACCAGGCCAAGCGAAGUGAGCUACUUGAAUCACUAGUCAGAGAUGCUGUGAAGGAAGAGGAUUCAAUGCACUGGGAACAUCCCAGGAAACGUCAAGAAGCUGAGACAGUCUUUCAUCAACCACGGGCUCCUUCUGUUGAAGUGGAGAUGGCGUCCUACGUGCUUCUUGCCCUUCUUACAGUGCAGCCCUCUCCGUCUUCGGAGGACCUGUCUGCGGCAUCACGUAUUGUGAAAUGGGUCACCAAGCAACAAAACCCCCAUGGGGGCUUCUCCUCCACUCAGGAUACAGUGGUAGCCCUCCAAGCCCUUGCCAAAUAUGGAUCAGCAACUUUUACCAAAAAUGAGAAUGCAACUUUGGUCACCGUCAAAUCUUCAGAGACCUUCUCUGAAGAAUUCCAGUUAGAUGACACCAACCGCCUACUGCUGCAGGAGGUCGGGUUGCCAGAGGUUCCAGGGGAGUACAGCACAACAGUGUCAGGGUCAGGAUGUGUGUACCUCCAGACAUCCCUGAAAUACAACAUCCUUCCCAAGAAAGAAAGGAAAGCACCCUUCGCUCUGCAGGUUGAUACUCUUCCCAAGAACUGUGACGGAGUAGAUGCUCACAGGAAAUUCCAGAUUCACAUCAGCAUUAGUUAUACUGGGGAGCGACCCAGCUCCAACAUGGUCAUUGUUGACGUAAAGAUGGUGUCGGGCUUCAUUCCUGUGAAACCGUCAGUGAAAAAGCUUCAGCAACAACCUCAGAUUCAGAGAACUGAAGUUAGCAUCAACCAUGUCCUAAUUUACUUUGAAGAGUUAACCAGUCGAACCCUGAGUUUCUCCUUCUUGGUGGAACAAGAUAUCCAAGUGAAGAAUUUAAAACCAGCUACAGUAAAAGCCUAUGAUUAUUAUGAGACUGAUGAAUUCACCAUUGAAGAAUACAGUGCCCCUUGCAGUGCUGAGUCUGAACAAGGAAAUGCUUGA